Messenger RNA from Pangasianodon hypophthalmus (striped catfish), 869 nucleotides. Its product is annotated as DNA-binding protein inhibitor ID-1. Gene Ontology annotation, cellular component: cytoplasm; nucleus. The transcript has 2 exons. Bases 106 to 504 code for a protein of 132 amino acids. Gene Ontology annotation, biological process: negative regulation of transcription by RNA polymerase II; circadian regulation of gene expression; cell differentiation. The record is from RefSeq and is a predicted model, not a curated record. Gene Ontology annotation, molecular function: transcription regulator activity; protein dimerization activity. Lineage: Eukaryota; Metazoa; Chordata; Actinopteri; Siluriformes; Pangasiidae.
GUGAGAAGCUUCACUGUUGCUCUGAAGAAGAAUCUCAGCUCUCACACCAGAACUCUGUGUUUUAUUGAAUAGACUCGAGGUUGUUCUUUGCGUAGGUGCGUCAGGAUGAAGGUUGUUGGAUCUACCUGUGCGUUGAAGAGUAAGGUGGGCGGAGAGGACGUGGUGCGCUGCCUGUCCGAGCAGAGCCUGACCAUCUCCAAGUGCAAGCUGCCGCUGCUGGACGAGCACAUGAGCGUCUUCCUGCAGGACAUGAACAGCUGCUACAGUAAGCUGAAGGAGCUCGUGCCCACGCUGCCCACCAACAAGAAGGCCAGCAAGGUGGAGAUCCUGCAGCACGUCAUCGACUACAUCUGGGACCUGCAGGUGGAGCUGGACUCGCCGUGUUCCGCUCGGCAGCACCAGGGCUCGGCCGGGACGCGUUCGCCCCUCACCACGCUCAACACCGAGAUCAGCAGCAUCUCCGUGGAGAACGGUUGCUCAGAUGACAGAAUCCUGUGCCGCUGAAAUCCACGAAUCAUCAACACUGCUGACGGGAAAAUGUCCAGAACCUCCUCAGUGUGUGUGUGUGUGUGUGUGUGUGUGUGUGUGUGUGUGUGUGAGGUCCAUGAAGUCCUACACAGUGUCUUGUCUGUAUUAGACGUCAUGACAGACGCUGUGUCACUUCACCAUGCCUUAAACAUUCCUGUUUUUAAUUAUUUUUGUAUAAAGUGUGUAGACACAGAGAAUUUUUAUAUUUUGUUUAAAAGCAAAAAAAGAAAAAUUUCUCAGAUUUCUGAGUUAAAUCUGUAUUGUAUAUUACAAUGCCUGAUGUUUUAUUACCAUGUGUUAUGGAAAUGUUAUUAAUACAGAUAGUAUUUUGUGAAACUAAA